CUCCAGCUCUCCCUGGCCCGCAAGGUGGCCGACAAGGUGCUGGAGGGGCAGCUCCUGGAGACCAUCAGUCAACUCUACCUGUCCUGGGCAACAAGCGGGCCUGCAGAUCUGCUCUGGACUACACCAAACGAAGUCUGGGGAUUUUCAUUGACCUCCAGAAGAAAGAGAAGGAGGCGCAUGCCUGGCUGCAAGCAGGGAAGAUCUAUUACAUCCUGCGGCAGAGCGAGCUGGUGGACCUGUACAUCCAGGUGGCACAGAAUGUGGUCCUGUACACAGGCGACCCCAGCCUGGGGCUGCAGCUGUUUGAGGCAGCUGGAGACAUCUUCUUCAAUGGGGCCUGGGAGCGGGAGAAAGCCGUGUCCUUCUACCGGGACCGGGUCCUGGCCCUGGCCCUGGCAGUGACUACGGGCAACUGCAAGGCGGAGCUGCAGCUACAGCUGUGCAAAAAGCUGGUGGCACUCCUGGCCACACUGGAGAAGCCCCAGGAUGGCUUGGAGUUUGCCUACAUGGCCCUAGCACUCAGCAUCACUCUGGGGGACCGGCUGAACGAGCACGUGGCCUACCACUGGCUGGCUGUCCUGCACCAUCAGCUGGGCCAGGGCAAGCUGGCAGAGCAGUUCUACCUCAAGGCCCUGUAGCUCUGCAACUCGCCACUGGAGUUCGACGAGGAGACCCUCUACUACGUGAAGGUGUACCUGGUGCUCGGUGACAUCAUCUUCUAUGACCUGAAGGACCCGUUUGAGUACUACCAGCUGGCACUGGCAGCCGCCGUGGACCUGGGCAACAAGAAGGCACAGCUGAAGAUCUACACGCGGCCGGCCACCGUCUCCCACAACUUCCUCCUGGACCGUGAGAAGUCGCUCCUCUUCUACCAGAAGGCCAGGACCUUCGCCACAGAGCUCAACGUCCGCAGGGUCAACCUGCCUCCUCUGCCACUCUGCGGGUGGGCCCCCUGGUUGGCCCCCAGCCACCCUCGCUGAGGACAGCAUCCGAGGGAGUGGGUUUUGUGCAAGGAGGAUGGUCUCCUCCCUCUCCUGGUGUCUCCCGUGGCUCAUUUUCUGGGAAAUGGGGCAUGAAAGCAGGGUUCAAAUAGCAAUAAAUUUUUCUUUGCAAUAACA
This is a messenger RNA of Macaca mulatta (Rhesus monkey), 1118 nucleotides long. The record is from RefSeq and is a predicted model, not a curated record. Lineage: Eukaryota; Metazoa; Chordata; Mammalia; Primates; Cercopithecidae.